AUGCUAUUAGAAGGGAAGGCUGCUGUUGGAGCCGCUGUUGGAGCCGCUUUUGAAGUAAGGCCGGGCUAUGAAGUCGCCGCCCAAGGCAGCAAGAAUCUGCUUCUUUUCCUUUCCAUGAUUCCAUUUGCCCUGACCUUCAUAAAUACUAUCAACAGCAACAGCGUCAAGCAACUUCAAGCAGGCAAGUCUGAUUCCAUCGACGCUGACUCUCGCGGAUAG
Molecule: messenger RNA, 219 nt
Organism: Clonostachys solani
Lineage: Eukaryota; Fungi; Ascomycota; Sordariomycetes; Hypocreales; Bionectriaceae
Source: the annotation of a GenBank genome assembly